Molecule: messenger RNA, 4143 nt
Organism: Ornithorhynchus anatinus (platypus)
Lineage: Eukaryota; Metazoa; Chordata; Mammalia; Monotremata; Ornithorhynchidae
Gene: FBLN7
Product: fibulin 7
Exons: 8
Coding region: 37-1416 (459 amino acids)
Molecular function (GO): calcium ion binding
Source: RefSeq, a predicted model, not a curated record
AGCGCGGAGCGGGACAGCGCGCAUCGGGAGGUCGCCAUGGGCUCCACCCUGCGCUGCGCGCUGCUGCUCUGCCUGUGCGCCGCCGCCUCCUGCACACCCCAGACCCUCCCCAGGACCCUCUCCCGGACCCUGGCCCACCCCCUCUCCCAGACCCGGACCAGGACCCCCCAGAGCUGUCUCAGCAAACAGCAGCUCCUGGCUGCCAUCCGCCAAAUGCACCAGUUUUUAAAGGGCCAGGAGACCCGCUUCGCAGAGGGCAUUCGCAGCAUGAAGUCCCGGCUCACGACCCUGCAGAACUCGGUGAACAAAGCCAUCCCGGACCCCCCGACCGUCUCCUGUCCUGCCCUGGAAGCCCCGCCGGACGGCCGGAAGUUUGGGAGCAAAUACACCGUGGAUCACGAAGUCCAUUUCGCCUGCAACCCCGGCUUCCAGCUGAUUGGGCCCAGCAGCCGGCUCUGUCAGGAAAAUGGCAGCUGGAGCGGGGAGGGGCCCCGUUGCCAAGAUAUCCGAGAAUGUGCCAGCCACCCCUGUCAGAAUGGCGGGACUUGUGUGGAGGGAGUGAACCAGUAUGCUUGCACCUGUCCACAGGGCUGGAGCGGGACCCACUGCCAGGACCAAGCUCAAACAGCCGCGCCGGAAUGGAGCACGACCGACGACCCGGCCUUCAGCCGCAGGCCACGCUGUGCCAAGGUGGACCAAGCCCAGCACUGCAGCUGCGAGGCGGGCUUCCACAUGAGUGGCCCGCCUGACAACAGCAUUUGCCAAGAUGUGAAUGAGUGCGAGGUGUUCAAGCAGGAUGGGGCCUCCCGGCUGUGUAUGCACAGCUGCGUCAACAUCCCCGGCUCCUACCGCUGCUCCUGCCCUAGCGGAUACCGGACGCUGGCCGACGGGAAGAGCUGUGAAGAUAUAGACGAGUGUGCGGGUUCCCAACAUGCUUGUGCCCGGGGUACCAUCUGCAUCAACACCGGAGGCAGCUUUCAGUGCGUCAGCCCCGAGUGUCCCAAGACCAGCGGCAACGUCAGCUACGUGAAAACGUCCCCGUACCAAUGCGAGCGCAGCCCCUGCCCGAUGGACAGCAGACCGUGCCACCACGCCCCGAAGACCAUCUCCUUCCACUACCUCGCCCUGCCCUCCGGCCUGAAGACUCCGGUCACCCUGUUCCGCAUGGCCACGGCCUCCCCGCCCGGACGCCCGGGGCCCGACAGCCUGCGCUUCGGAAUCGUGGGAGGGAACGGCCGCGGGCAUUUCGUCAUGCAGCGUUCGGACCGGCAGACGGGGGAACUGAUCCUGGUGCAGAGCCUCCGGGGGGCCCAGGUGCUCGAGGUGGACGUGGACAUGUCCGAGUACCUGGACCGCACGUUCCAGGCCAACCACGUGUCCAAGAUCACGGUGUUCGUGUCGCCCUACGACUUCUAGGGCGCGCGGAGCGGCGCGGCCUCUCCUUCCUCGAGGACGGGCACUGGACGUGGAUUCUCCCCAAGACCGGGGCUCGCCGGGCCCCUCCGGGCCCAGCCCGGAGAGCCCGGCUCCGGCCCGGACUCCCCCUGCUCUCGGCCCGCCUUCCGCUAGAUCGCUCACUCGGCUUCUCAAGUCUUUCUCUCUCUUCGAGGUGCUCAGCUGGGGACGACCUGAGCGGGGCCGAGCCCCCGUCGGCGAAGAUUUUGAAGGGGCUCCCGAAGCAUAUUCCUGCCGGCCUUUUAAUCCUCGGGGCACAAGGCUGGUCAACUCCCAACCCCCCGCCGAGGGGAAAUGGUUCUGCCGGGCCAUGGCCAAGGGCAGGUGCUACCCUUGUUCAGCUCCAGCUGGCCACUUUGCCAUGGGAAAGUUCUAGAGACUGACAUUUCCAGUCUCCCCCAUUCCUUCUGGGAGCCUAGAUCAAUCCAUCGAUGGUAUUUAUUGAGCGCUUACUGUGUGUAGAGCCCUGUACUAAGUGCUUGGGAGAGUGCACUAUAUCAAAAAGCAGGCUCAUUCCCUGCUCUCAAGGAAUUUACCGAUGGGAGGAAGUCUGACUGAUCAGAAUGGGCAGGGAGCCUGGGCAGGCAAGGAUGGGUAGCCAGCAGUGAGGUGUCUCCUAAUCUGAUCGGCAAACAGUCUUCCCUCUAUGCCAGACUCCAGCGUCAGGGCGGGGCGAAAUAUCCGGAGGCUGGAGCCUGCCAAGAGAUCUGAGCCUCAGUGUGGCCAGUAGCCACUUAGUCAGUGAGCUCUCCCCCUACCAAACCUCCCUAACCCCUGGAGGUUUUUCUCCAUUAAAGCCUCCUGCAGGGACUCAAAAUCCAAAUCCCAAUUCCGAGGUUCUCACUGUCCUUGGGGAGGCCUAAGCGAAUUCCCCUGCCCCGGCUUCCAGGAAUCUCACACCUUCCUAUGCCUCUCAGCCUGCCAGGGGAGGUGUCGAUUGUCUGUAAAGAAAGAAGACUCCACGUUCUUUAAAUCACAGCAACUGCCAAGAGGAGCUGCAGGUGCGGCCCAGAAAUUUGGCCGGUGCAGGGAGGAGGCUUGGAAGGCACCUGGGAGGUUUUUGGCAGUGAAGCCGGGAGGGAACCAAGGCCAGAAAAGUGCCAGGAAGAGUGUCGGGGGGUAGUUGGGUGACUGGGGGGAGGAUUGAGCCUUUUGAGACCUCCUGGCUUCCUCUUGGGACUGGCGGUGGUAUGGACUUGCUCUUGGAGAGUAUGUGGGAAGCGCUCCUUGGGGCAGAAGCAAACAAUCCAUCAGCGAUAUUUAUCGAGCACUCAGGGCUGGGGUGAGUCCAAUAGAACAGAGUCGGUUGACAUGUUCCCCGCCCGGAAAGAGCUUCCUGUCUGGAAGCAGCCGCGGGAUACUUUAAGCACUGGGUUGGGGCAAAGUGGGGAUAGAUUCCCCCAGCUGAGACCUAGCUAGAGGGCACCGUGUCUUUCCAAGAUCUCUCUUUUAGAUUUGGUGGAGCGGUCAGGUCUGGAUCUGGAAAGGCGCGGACCUGAUAGGGUGGGAUGAUCCUCUUCUCUCUGCUGACCGGUCCAGUGGCUCCCCCCUCCCGGGGGCAUUCUAGAGCUGACUCCCUCUUCCACUGGCUCACACGGUCAGUCUCAGAGAGACUUGAAGGGGCCUAAGCUGUCAAGGGCAGGAAAGUGGCGAGGAAAUGGCCCUAUGUCGUCUGGAUGCCGUCUCGAGGGGCAGAUGUGGGAUGUGUUUGCUUUCGAGGAGUCAGAUGCUGGAAGCCCUUUCCUCUGAGAAGCUGUUUAAGGUGCAUGGCAGCCAUCUUCCUGACCCAGAGGCCUUCAACAACCUUCCCCCAAGCCCAGACACACGCACACACAUUUUUCUUGCCCCACCGCACUUCCCUCACAAACCCAAACGCUUUCCAACCCCGGGCUUUCAACGUCCGCUCUGCAGGGCCUCUGAGGGAAUUUCUAACAGGUCAGAGUCUUUCUGGGAUUCCUGCCACGUUGAAGGCUCCAGUUCUGGCCCAGCUCUCCCAGGCCGAUCGGAGCGUCAUGGACUAUCUAGCGCUACGACUGCAUCCACUGAGGGCCCCUGCCUUUUCUGGAAACCACAUUCCGCUGGAUUACGGACCUGGCGCCGUCAGCGACUGCUUUGGAAAUUGCCUUCUCUCCCUUUGGACCAAUCGCCUAGAGCCUCGUGACCGUAUUGCUGGGCCCCGGCAGAGGCGAAAUCUUUCCCAGAACCUGCUUCCCAGGCUCUCCCGGCUUUCCGGGCCUCAGGUACAGCUCAGCCUGCUUCUUUGGGGCUCUGGAGUAAACCCGUGCUGAUAAUCUCCCGAAAUUCUAGUGCCUCUGAGGAGGUGACCUUUCCUCACCAAUAGAGGAACUGGGCAACCCUUUCUGGGGAUUUCUGGACUGAGGUGAGCAAUCCAGCCUGCUUAUGGUCAUGAAUUUCCACCCUUGGGAUCAAUCAAUCAAUGGUAUUUGUUGAGCGCUACUUUGUGCAGAGGUCCGAACAAAUCCCCUGGGAGAGUACAGUAUGGUUAGUAAGACAGGACUCCUGCCUUGGAGGAACAUGCAAUCUAAUUUUUAGCUACUUUAGCGACCCCCUCCUAACUGUAAACUUCUUUGGGGCUUGGAACGUGUUUACCGGCUCUGUUGUACUCUCCCAAGUGUUUAGUACGGUGCUCUGCACCCAGUAAGUGCUCAAUAAGUACCACUGAUUGAU